This is a messenger RNA of Zasmidium cellare ATCC 36951, 1077 nucleotides long. Its product is annotated as glycoside hydrolase family 76 protein. The transcript has a single exon. The coding region runs from base 1 to 1077 and encodes 358 amino acids. The record is from RefSeq and is a predicted model, not a curated record. Gene Ontology annotation, biological process: carbohydrate metabolic process. Lineage: Eukaryota; Fungi; Ascomycota; Dothideomycetes; Mycosphaerellales; Mycosphaerellaceae.
AUGUUCCAAUCUUGCCUCCCGACUGCAUCGGCAGUGUUGUUACUCUCACUCUCUCCGUCACUUUCUCUGGCGGCCACCAAACAAGAGUACAUCGACCACACACUCAAUGCCUCAGACAUCCUGAACCAGCAGUGGUACAGCCAGAAUGACGGGAUGUGGCAAGAACUGUGGUGGAACAGCGGCGCCAUACUGGCCACGAUCGGCGACGUGGCACUACUCAACGACGGUUUCAAGCAAACAGCCGUCGACAUCUACUCAAAGAGUCUCACUGCGGCGAAGGCAGCCAAUGGCAACAGCUGGCUGAAUGAAUUUUACGACGACGAAGGUUGGUGGGCGAUGGGAUGGAUCAAGGCCUACGACGUCACUCAAGACACCAAAUACCUGGAUGCGGCCAACGAGAUCUUCAACGACUUGCUCACCGGCAACGAUGCCACCUGUGGCGGCCAUUGGUGGAGCAAAGAUAAGACAGACAACACUGCGAUCGGCAAUGAACUGUACCUUGCAAUUGCGGCGUCUUUAGCAAACCGCAUGGAUGACGGUACAUCGUACCAGAAGUAUGCACAGUCGCAGCUCGACUGGUUCCUCGGUGCGGGAUUUUUCAACGAGAACCACACCAUCAGCGAUGGCCUCAACGUGAGCAGCAACUGUGAAAGGAUAGGCGCCGUGUACAGCUACAAUCAAGGAGUAAUCCUCGGCGCUUUAGUUGAGAUGAACACAUUGACGGACAACUCCUCGUACCUCGAUAUCGCCAACGGCAUCGCCCACGCAGCUAUCGACCAACUCGCAAAGCCCAAUAACGGCGUCCUCACAGACGUCGGCUACCCUGUCGGCCCGGACCCAACAGGCGCCCAAUUCAAAGGCGUCUUCGCUCGGAACUUGAUGUACCUACAUCACGCUCAGCCCGACGAUGACUUCGCCGACUUCCUACAGUACAACGCCAAUUCGAUCUGGAAGAGCAAUCGUCAAGGCGACGGUAAAUUGGGUGCGUUUUGGCAGGGCCCGUUGCAGAACAUCACGGCUGCAGCACACAGCUCGGCGCUGGAUUGCCUCCUCGCGGCGGCUGCGGUAUCUUCGUAG